AUGUGUCAGUCUCAUAAAGACGAACACAAUAGAAUACUGAGUGAGGAUCACCACAAAUUUAUUGAUGAAAUUAAUAAUAAAAAACUCUAUUUGAAUAAAUUAAAAACUAGCGAGAUUUCAAAAUUAGACAAUUACCAACUCUUAGAAGAAUGGAAACAAGCAAAAUUAGAUAAAUUAGAUAAAAUAUAUAAAAAAGAGGUAAAUAAUGUUGAAUUAUCGUAUAAUAAUGAUGAAUUUGACAAACUGAAGAUGAAAUGUAUGAAUGAUAUAGAUAACACACUUCAACGAGAAUCUACAAUGACAUCAAAAGAUUUACAAGCAUUCAUCAUAGAAUUAAAUAGUUCAAUUGAUCAAUUAGAAUUAAUAAUGCAACGUAAUAGUUUGAAUAGAAUGGAACAAAAUAAUAAUAUAAAAAAUCGACUUGAAAAUGCAUUAAAUCGCAAUAAUUAUAAAGAAUUCAUUUUUAACGUGAAUUUUGUUAAAUUUCGUCAAAUUGCAGCAUCACAUGAACACAUACUGAUAGAUGAUGAACAAAAAUUACUAUUAUUCGAUAAAACGGGUUCUACAACCGUUAUACCAUGGAAUAAACAAGAAAAUGGUUUCAUUAGAGAUAUGGUCUGGUCUAGUUAUUUAAAUAAAUUUAUAAUCUUAGGAGUUCAUCUAUUAUUCACGUUUGAUUGUUCAACCAUGAUUAUCGAAAAUAUACGAUAUUUUCCGCGAUUGAAUUUUAUGACUAUCCACAAUCAAGAUAUAUUAUUAAAUUUUGAUAAUGGUAAAUACCUUGAAUAUUGGCAAUUAAGUGGAAGAUGGAAAUUUGUACAAAGCUGGACAAAACUACAAUUAGGAUAUAAAAAUACUGAUGUAAUAUAUAAGAUGAGUAUCAGUGGUGUACGAGUUGCAAUGAACUCCACUUGCAAUGAAGGCCGCUUUAUCAUUGAUAUAUUUGACUUUUCAUCAAUGAAUUGGUUAUAUUGUAUCAAUGACGACAACUAUAAUAUUCGCUUAUUAACAAACAUUCAUCAUAAUAAAUGGUUAUGCAUUAAUGACAAGACAAAACGUUUUUAUUGCACGGUGAAAAAUAAUUUAUUUGAAAUAAAAUAUAAUCAAAAUGUGAUUCAUAGUUUAUAUCAGGUGGCGUUAUUUAAUGAAAAAUAUUUUAUCAUAUUGGGUUAUGAACCGGAAAAUAAAGCGAAAUUAUUAUUGUACAAUAUUGAAGGAAAUUGA
This is a messenger RNA of Didymodactylos carnosus, 1224 nucleotides long. The record is from the annotation of a GenBank genome assembly. Lineage: Eukaryota; Metazoa; Rotifera; Eurotatoria; Philodinida; Philodinidae.